AUGAAUUGGGACUACCCUAUCCACAGCUUUACGGAUCCUAAUGUUGAGCCUCAAACGCCCACGAGAACGCCCACGACCAGCUCGUUUGAGACCCCGAAGCUUGAGUCCAGCUUCUACGACCCGCGGGUGACAUGGAACACUGCAGACCCCUAUGCCUCCAGCCCGGAGCUGGUCAAGUUUCCUCCCCGCUUUGACCUGGCCUCGCCGUCUCCCCAGCGAGGCCAAUUGCCAGAGGCUGAAGGGGGAGACUCCCUGGCUUCCAGCAGCGUGAGAAAGACAAGGCCAUUGAGCACCAUCUUCAGCUCGGGGCCAGACAUGUCGGACGGAGUCGAUGCCACCAGCCGCUCGGCUGCCUCGAUGCAGACCCCGCCGCCCACCAGCACCUCGAGGAGGAGGACGCUGGAUGCUAUGAAUGUAACGACUGAUGACGCCGCCACGCCCGUGCAAGACCCCAACCCAAACCGUCUCGAGACCCCCAGCCGCUUCGUCGGCCUCUCCCCCAACUUCUACGGCCUGCAGGGCACCCCUGAUCUGUUCCGGGUUGCCGGUGCAUCUGCCACCGAACCGUCCUUUAUCCCUCGAUACUCGAUGCCAUGGGACCAGGAGAAUAUCCCUCCGCCAUCGGCUAUGAUGGAUGAUAACCCCUCUGCUUCUUCUUCUUCUUCUUCUGCGGCUGCUGCUACAUACACCAACAAUAAUGGAAACUUCGACAUAUCCACUCAGGGUCCCCUUGAGCAGUCCGUCGAGGCAUUUGAUGCUGAUCCAGCAAGUGAGAUUGGGUUGGAGACUCCUAGGUUGCCUGUGACCCAGUCUAUUGGGAGAAGACGGGUGGGUUUGGGUAUUCCUCAAGACCCACGAUACCUCGAGGCACAGCAAGGGGCCGGUAUCAACUCUUCCUUCUCGGCUUCACCCCGUGUGCCUCUACCACCAGACGAUGACCCAUCGAUGUUUCUCAGCUCGCCUGCUCGACGAUUCGGCUUUUCUGACCCGUCAUACUCAUACACCCCCCAUGCUCCCCGGAUAGAGAACCGCCAGCCCUACCAUUAUCAAACGGAAGAGUCCGAGCGGGACAAGCGGGAAAGGGGGUUGUGCAAGAUAUCACGGACAAGAAGUGUCGGUCAUCCACGCAGAACGACUGCUAAUGCCGGUGUUGGUGGUGCUGCCACCAACUAUGAAGACUCCUAUGCUUCUCUUCCUCGGCCUCCUGGCAGACCACCGCCGAGACGGAUCACGACUCAUUCUGGGGCCGUAUCUCGCCAAGCUUCGUUUUCAUCCACCACCUCCGGCGCCCUUCCCGGAAGCGGAGUGAGGAAGACUCCCUCCAAGGGCCGCACCUCGCCGUUCAAGCAAAUGCAUUCUUUCCAACGAUCUGCCUCUCUAGCUGCGCCAAUGGAGUCUCUCGUACUCAAGGUUGGGAAGGACGGAAUUGCCACGACAGAGAUGAAACUGGCGGCACACUCUCAGUCUCAACUGCCGGAUGUGUCCCCUGAUAUCAGCAUCGAGGAGCUGUCCACAGAGAGUGACAGUGACAUAUCAGAUACUUCAGAGCGCCGACUUGGCAGAGUGCGGAAUCCAUCGUAUCAUUUCCCCGAUAUCACGCCUCGUCGGUCCCGCAUUGCUGGUACGCCCUCGUCCUCCCGUCCGCACUCCAAGUGCUCGUCUCGUUCGUCCACAGUGGGAUCCUCGCAUUCGGGUUACAACCCGGGCUGGACGGAUACCUCUCGCGGCAGAGGCAAACAGCUCGAUGCUUGGGACGGACGUCGUCGUCAUUCCCGAAACUACUCGAUUACCGACUCAGAGACUACCCAGGAAGAUGACGAGGAGGAGGAAACUGACGAUGCGGGCCAUGCUCAGCAUGCUCUCAAGCAGGUGCUCCAGGCACGUAAACGUCAAUCAGCCGCUGCCGGUACCGCUGCCCCUAAUUCUGCAACAACAUCAGGGUAUGCAUCUGCCUCCCGAGCAUCUCAGUCACUGGCCAUGGCCACACUGCGGUCCUCGCCUCCGCUCGUCGGAUACCCUGAGUCAUCAUGGGCCGGAGACUCCAGCUCGCCAACUAAGAUGACUGACCCUGACACCGCCCCUACGCCCGUCGUGGAACGCCAGAGCAACCCUAGCACAGGGACAAGGUGUGUGUGUAAUUCGAGGAAUAACGGUGGGCACCUCAUGAUCCAAUGGUGA
Molecule: messenger RNA, 2178 nt
Organism: Trichophyton verrucosum HKI 0517
Lineage: Eukaryota; Fungi; Ascomycota; Eurotiomycetes; Onygenales; Arthrodermataceae
Product: PHD finger domain protein
Exons: 3
Coding region: 1-2178 (725 amino acids)
Source: RefSeq, a predicted model, not a curated record